Molecule: messenger RNA, 606 nt
Organism: Liolophura sinensis
Lineage: Eukaryota; Metazoa; Mollusca; Polyplacophora; Chitonida; Chitonidae
Exons: 4
Coding region: 1-606 (201 amino acids)
Molecular function (GO): Hsp90 protein binding
Source: RefSeq, a predicted model, not a curated record
AUGGCCACAAAGGACGACCAGAAGGACUGCCAGCAGGACAAACUUGUUCAUAACUGGAUCUGGGAGGCGACUAUACAAGAUGGCGGUGCUAAACAGCGGCACUAUGUACGGGACAGUGUGAUACCAGAGGGUUAUAAUGUGGAUUUGUACGAUUGGAGAAGGCUCAGCGACCUUGUGUCCACGGGAGAUACUGUGAGUGUGGACACCAUUGAGUCUAAACAAAUUACCAUGGAGGUGGGAGCGAUGCAAACCGCUGGACAGAUGGAGUUGGAGGAGUUAGGGCCAGGUGCAAGACACCGCGCUCUCUUCCUGGAAAAAAUCCAGCACAGCAACGAGGCGAUCCAAUCCGGUGAUUUCCAGACAGCCGUUAAACUCUACACGGAGGCCAUCCAGCUGGAUCCCACCAAUCACAUUCUCUACAGCAACCGCUCUGCAGCAUACAUUAAACUUCACCAAUAUAAGAAGGGUCUGGAAGAUGCGCAGAAGUCACGAGACUUAAACCCAAGGUGGAGCAAGCACGAGAAUCCCCUGAACAACAAGGCUUUGCCAUGUCGGUCCAUGAAUUAUUACGUGUUUAAUGAGAAAUUCCUGGAUGCAGUCAACUGA